This is a messenger RNA of Rhododendron vialii, 1598 nucleotides long. RefSeq lists its product as uncharacterized. The transcript has 2 exons. The record is from RefSeq and is a predicted model, not a curated record. Bases 782 to 1279 code for a protein of 165 amino acids. NCBI's taxonomy places the organism in Eukaryota, Viridiplantae, Streptophyta, Magnoliopsida, Ericales, Ericaceae.
AUACACAAUCAAACUCAUAAAUCAAGUAGAUUUUGGAGGAUCUAAAUUGGGGAAAGCCUAAUUUCUUACCAAGAAAUCAAGAGUUUUGGAGCUAGGAGUGGGUUUGUUGGAGAUUGAAAGCUAGGGCUUGGUAUUUGCAUUAUUGAGAUUGAUGGCUCGAGGGCGUAGGGGCCGAGGCCGAGGCCGAGGUCGGGGUCAAGACCAAGGCAGGGACCGUGGUCGAGGUCGAGUUACCGGUAGGGGGGCCGAUGUUGAGUCCCAAAAUGAGGUUGGAAAUAAUUCAUUGGGAGUCCAAGCGGAAGCGGGGGGUGAAGACCAAGAGGUAAAUGGACGGGCUGCUAAUGCAUCCCAAGUGGGAGUUGCUAAUGCGCAUCCCGAGAUUGUACUUGGACCCGACUUCAUGAAAGAGAUGUUGAGUGCGAUGCAAAGGAUAGCUCAAAACCAAGUGUCGGCGGAGGAUACUAAGGCUUCAAUAGCAAUGAGGGAGUUUCAACGGCUUGGCCCACCAACUUAAAGUGGUGAACCAAAUCCGAUUGCUGCAAAUGAAUGGUUAGAGCAAGUUACUCGAUUCCUUGAUACUCUUCAUGUCAAGGACGAUGACUUGAGGGUAGACCUUGCAACUUUUCAACUUCGAGAAAACGCUCACCAGUGGUGGAAGUAUGCGAAGGCUACGGUUGAGGCAAAAUGGGAUGACUUCAAGAAAGCGUUUUUAGCAAAAUAUAUUCCAGAGACGGCAAAGGAUGCUUUGAGGAGGGAGUUUCAAAACUUAAUUCAGGGCAAUAUGUCAGUGUCACAAUACGAGGCUAGGUUCACAACUUUAUCCGGCUAUGCACCAGAGUUAGUGAGCACCGAGGAACUUAAGGCUAAAAGGUUUGAGAAUGGGCUUCGAUUAGGCAUUAAAGAAAGGGUUGUGGGAAUGAGACUACGACAAUAUUCAACAUUGGUAGAGGCAGCCAUGGCAAUUGAGGAUACAUUGUUAGAGUUAAAGAGGAUUAGGGAAUCUCGGUCUCAACAUGGUGGUUCAAGCACUCAGUUUGAAGGGCAUCAAGCAAAGAAACGGAAAAUAUCUGGUGGUAGUUCUUCUUUUCAAGGACCACUUCAGCAGUCUCGCCCAGUUCCAGCACAGUCUAUGGUUACUUCAAAUCGGUCUUCUGGAGGAGGCAUUAUAUGUUAUCAGUGUGACAACGUGGGCAUCGCAAGUCAGAGUGUCCUCAAAAAAGGAGGUUUCAAGGACAAUUACAGACUCAAGAGUCACGCCAUGUUCAAGAUAGAAGCAUGAUCAUUUGCCAUCAAUGUGGGGAGGCCGGACACAUCCAACGAUUUUGCCUUAGGAGGGGUAGUGGUCAAAGUGGAGUGAGGUCACAACAAACUCAGUCGGUUCAGGCAGCUCCAGGACAGCUACCAUAUAGGCCACCUCAGCAGACCCAAUCAGCGCAGGCUUCUAGGAUCGAGCAGGGGGCUAUGUCUUCUCAAUCAGUGAGGCAACAGGGAGUUCAAAGAGGGGGCUAUCAGGGUCAGACUUCUCAGGGUCAUGCCUAUGCAGUUGUGACUUCGGGUACUUCAAAUGCAUUAGCAGACUAUCUUACACCUCCUGAUAC